This is a messenger RNA of Tetrahymena thermophila SB210, 1176 nucleotides long. RefSeq lists its product as hypothetical. Lineage: Eukaryota; Ciliophora; Oligohymenophorea; Hymenostomatida; Tetrahymenidae. The transcript has 2 exons. The record is from RefSeq and is a predicted model, not a curated record.
AUGACCUUAUAGAGUUUCUGCAAGUAAAAAUGGGCAUAUCUAUUCAAGUUAUUUAGAAUAUUAGUGCUCAUAUAACCAUCUCUCAUUUUUGGUGACGCUAACAAGUUAUGGAAUGAAGUAGAAUCUGUAAUGACUGAUACUAUCUUGAUACAUUGUUCAGCUCAAUCAAAUACAUAUUUUACUGUUUUUUCUAUAUACUGCAAUGAUUUUAUCAAUUUUAUUUGCUCUACUUUUAAAAAGAACUAGCUUUUGUCCUACAGCUCUACUUAAUCGUUUAAUGUAGGAUUAUUACUUAAUUUAUUGAAUUUCUUUAUCAUGUAAAUCAAAAAUGUUUAGCUAAUUGGAUUAUUUACUAAACCACAUUUAUUUGAUUAGUUUCCAGAUUUAUUAGUUCUCUAUUUGAGUUAUGCGAUUUUGAAAAAUAUGGAUUAACAAGUAAAUAAGAAAAAUGUUUUUGACAUCAUUUUUGUUGACCUGCUUGGUCAACUCAUUGUUACAUUCUUUUUUAAGCAACAAGAAUAUCUCUUAUCAAUAUUUAUUUUUCUAAGAAUAGCCUAAUACUCUUUGGUGAAGCUUACUUCUAAAAGUAUUGACAUAGUUAAGGAAGCUUCAUCAAAGAAAGAGUGUCUAUCGUAGAUAAUCAAAUCUUGUGAAAAUCUAAUUAAUAGAGAAGUCCCUUGCUUUGAUAUAGAUUUUAAUAUCAUAAAUGUUGAAAAGUAUAAUUGGAAUAAAGAAGAUAUAAAAGAAGAAAUUAAAAAACUAAUUUAAAUUUUAGCUUACUGCCAAUUCAAUCUAGACUGCUUUAAGUUAAAAAUGAGAGGAUUGGAGUUGGUUGUAUCAUUACCCCAAAAAAAAGAUAUUAUAUUUCCUUUCAGUUUUGACUUUUCAAAGAGAGAUUUGAUAAGCUAUCUAUGUAAAUCAGAGCAUCUUUUAGAGAAUUCAAAAGGAAUAUAUUGGUUGAAUAACAUAUACGUAAAUUAAAGGGAGUUCGAGCUUAUAAGUUAAAUAAGACUCAUUGAUUUUCCAAUGUCUAAACCUGUUAUUUAUAGAAAAUAAGUUUAUAAACAGAGCAAAGAAAUGCUUAUGAUCCUUGCAUAUAAAAAAUACAUGGAAUUAGAAAUGUUAUUUUGCUCUUAGCAAAUAUUGUAUGACUUGUAUUAAAAUUUAAUUGAAUGA